AUGUGGCGCCGCCGUGCGGUUCAGACCCUGCUCGGUUUGUCGUGGAAGUCUCAGAACCAUGGACAUUCUCCUUCUUCUUCUUCUUCCUCGUCCCGGUUCUAUUCGGGUUCGUCCGGGAAAAAGGGGAAGCUCGCACCUCUGCAGGUACCCCUUUCGUCUGCCGGUCUCAGUCGGAUUGUCUUACUUUCUUCUAGGGUUUUUCUGCGAGUCUCCCCACUCCGAGGCGGUGGGAGUAGGAUUGCGAGGGAAGAACGAGUCGCCCGAUCAUUCACGUCGGGUUUUUGACAUUUUGUUAUCGUCUCCUCUCAGGAGAGGAGGAUGGUGGACAGGUUGAGGAUAUGGGCGAAAGGGGGUGAAGGUGGGAACGGGUGCUGGAGCACGCGGCGUAGCCGAACUGAUCGCCACGGGAAAGCUGAUGGUAGGGUCUCCGAUCAAUUCAUCCGCACACAUACACAGGCUCCAGAUUUCCGGGGCUUCCACUUUGAUUUCUCCGCGCCACAAAUUUCACUGCAGGCGGGAACGGCGGAAGGGGUGGCGAUGUCGUUCUUGAAAGCUCCGCCUCUGUCUGGGAUUUCAGCAACCUGCAACAUCACCUGGUACGCUCUCCGGCCGUCAGAAUAUCAGGAAUCGUCGCCUGCCCAGAUACAUUUUUCGAGCAGAGUGGCUGAUCGGUUCACCGUCUUCCUUCGCUCUAACUCAUCUCUGGUUGCAACGUUCAGAAUGCAAAGAGAGGCGGCAAUGGAACUUCGAAGAACAGGAUAGGAACCCGAGGAGCCGACAAGGUGCAAGAAGCCACCCGUCCUUGCUUCUUUUAGAUGUGCAUAUCCAUGAAUUCGUAUGUUUUGAUUGGUUCUUCUUGCCGUAGCUGGUGCAAGUUCCAGUUGGAACAGUCAUUCAUCUGGUCGACGGCGAAGCCCCCUUCUUCGUGGAGAAUCGCUGCUCUCACUCCCUACAGCCGUGGGAAAUCCCCGACGCCGCAGAGUCCGAAGCCUCGCCACCCGACCAGCAGAACGACUGCGAAAUUGGAUGUCGCGAUGGAGCCUCUUCUUCCUCCAGCGAUCGUAAAUGGCGAUCCUUGAGCGAAAGCUCAGAACCGUCAUCGUCGUCCUCGUCCUCGUCUUCGGAAGAUGAUGGGUAUGAAAUCGAAGACUCCGGCGAGGAGGAGCAGAGAGAGGAAAUACUGCACUCUGUGGCGGAGCUGACCCAGCCGGGGCUGCGGAUAGUCAUAGCCUGCGGCGGCGAAGGCGGUCUCGGCAAUUCCUCCGUCGGAAGAGCUUCAAGACCCCAGAGGACGGGGGCCAUGGAUAGGAGGGACGACGGCUCCUCUGAACCAGAAGCCCUGACCGUCGGCGCCGCCGGCUCGGAAGCAACGCUGAUCUUGGAGCUGAAGAGCAUCGCCGACGUGGGUCUGGUGGGGAUGCCCAAUGCCGGUAAGAGCACCCUCUUGGGAGCCAUCUCCCCGGCGAAGCCCAUCGUCGGCGACUACGCGUUCACCACUCUCCGGCCGAACAUCGGGAACCUGAGCUACGAGGACUUCUUCUCCGUGACGGUGGCGGACAUCCCCGGGAUCAUCAAGGGAGCUCACGAGAACCGCGGGCUGGGGCACGCCUUCCUCCGCCACAUCGAGCGCACUAAGGUCCUGGCCUACGUGGUAGACUUGGCGGCGGCGCUGGGCGUCCGGCGGGGGGCACCGCCGUGGGAGCAGCUGAGGGACCUGGUGGUGGAGCUCGAGCGCCACCAGGAGGGCCUGUCGGCGCGGCCGUCGCUCGUGGUGGCGAACAAGGUGGACGAGGACGGCGCCGAGGCGGUGUUUGAGGAGCUGAGGAGGAGAGUACUGGGUGUUCCCAUCUUCGCCGUCUCCGCCGUGUUGGAGGAGGGAGUGCCCGAGCUGAAGGCCGGCCUCAGGAGGCUCAUCGACGGCGGCGAUUCCGCCGCCGCCGGCGGGAUCAGGCUGGAGAAGAUCGUCGUCGACUGA
Molecule: messenger RNA, 1975 nt
Organism: Spirodela intermedia
Lineage: Eukaryota; Viridiplantae; Streptophyta; Magnoliopsida; Alismatales; Araceae
Source: the annotation of a GenBank genome assembly